AUGAAGCACAACGACAUGGUACAGGCCAACAGUAGCCUCUCCCACAGUCGCCGCCUCGGCGGUGCCCUCAACAUUCCCAUGUCCCCCGUUGUAUUGGCGAAGGCUUUUGACAAACUUCAAUACGAUUUGCGAUACUCUGGAAAUGCAUCAAGUGAUGUUCCAAGCGCACAACAGCAACACAUCAGCGACAUAAACGAAGAAGUCUAG
Colletotrichum tamarilloi is the source of this 207-nucleotide messenger RNA. RefSeq lists its product as uncharacterized. The transcript has a single exon. Lineage: Eukaryota; Fungi; Ascomycota; Sordariomycetes; Glomerellales; Glomerellaceae. The record is from RefSeq and is a predicted model, not a curated record. Bases 1 to 207 code for a protein of 68 amino acids.